AUGGGCCUCUUCAGCCGAUUCCGCCAGCCUUCAAAUCCAACUUCCUCCUCCUCUUCUCGGCAACAUGAUCGACCCAGCACCCCUAGUUCCUCCCAGUCCCCUCUCGACGCACCCUCUCGACCAUCCACCUCCCUCGGCCGCUCCUUCUCCCGGCUCGACCUCGAAGAUACAGCGCCCACGCCCCGGCCGAAAGAGAAGGAGAAGGAGCGGGAACGCAAGUUUGGGUGGAAGGGGAAGAGUAAAGCCGAUGUGGGCGGGCGGCCAUAUGAGGAGUAUCAUCCGCGAGCAGAGUCGCCCGUUCCUCCCAGUCGAGUGAUGGGGGCUAUCCACGGCUCGGGGUCGGGAACGUCGAUGUCGGAAAGGCGGAACGUCAGCGAAAGUGGGAAUGCGGAGAAGAGGAUAACGGCCAUCUUUACCCCUUCUCCCUCUGCCUCUGGGGUCCCAGGAAAUGGGAAUUAUGAUCGGAAUGGCCCUCGGAGCUCUACGCCUUCAUACGAACGCCCAAAUCAAAACCCCGGAUCACCCAUCUCGCCCCGGUCGGACAGAACGGUACAUUCCAAUUCUACCGAAAGGGCGCGGUCUAGACCCAUGUCGGACGAGUUUGCGAAGGAUGGCGGAGUGCUCGGGCGGUUGACAUUCGAGAAGCCGCUAGCUGCUUCUACGAGUAUUGGAGAUGCGGGCGGCUCCCCGAGGAAAGAUAGGAAGAUGAGGGAGAAGGUGCCGAGUUGGUUAGCCGGGAGCGGGAGCGAAGAUAAUCUGCCCAUGGUGCUAGGGGAUAGGAGUGGCAGAGGGGCAGACGGACCACCGAGCGCGUACGUCCCACCGAGCGUGUCGGCGCCAGCGGGCAUGUCGGGCCUGUAUGACCGGGAACUACCGCCCCCACCUGUUCCGAGUCCGCCCCAAAAGCAGCAGCGCGCGGCGCACCUCGACGAACCGCAGAACCCGCAGCAAUCGCAGCAACAACGAUUCCCGCCGGUCCCGCAGCGGAAGGCGUCGAUCGGGCAGCUACCUCAUGUGGCUAUCCCGCCCCGAAACGAGUCGGCUAUCGCGGACGAUGACCAGGAGAUGGUGGGUGAGGACCUGAGUGCAAAACGGACACGAUUUUGGGUAGGGAGGGGACGUCGGGCGUCAAGAGGAGAUGAGCUCGACCAGGCCACUUCUGGGUCUAGACCGACCUCACCUACCCCUCGAAAAGCAUCCCAAGUCGCCAACCGGCCCCCAGUCUCGCCCACACCCCGUAAUUCCUCCCUCCCACCCAGAUCCUACCCUACCUCGCCCACUCGCUCGCCUGUCGUCUCCGACCCUCCCCUCCCCCUUCCUCGAGCCAACGCUCCGCCGCCUAAUCUCCGCCGCCCGUCUUCGUCCUUCUUCAGCAAUCCUUUUGCCCGGACCACAUCCCGCCAGUCCAUCUUUACCGAUAUCGACGUGCAGCCCGCACAGGACGAUGGGAGCUUCCAGCUCAAAUCCUUCAGGCACGUCUCGGGAAUGUCGGAGGUGGACAAGGUGUCUUCUCCUGUAGAAGCACCGGGGCGCGGUGGACGCAACACGUCAGUUCUCGGACUGACGGACACAUCCACCGUCUCCAGCCCAAUCGCCAUGGACUCGGAAGACAAGUGGGAUCCCGUACCGCCCGUUCGGCCCGCUAUGCUCUCCCGACCCUCGUCGUCCGCUUCUGUACGGACGUUCGAUUCGGCCGACUCGCCCAAAGUAUCCGUCGCGGCCUUCAAGAAGGGGAUUCGGCGACCCAGCGAGAGUUUCCCCGAAGGAAGCAAGACGGCGCUGGACGAUGACGACGAUGUGCCCCUUGGCGUACUCAACAACAAAGGCUUCGCAAGAGCCCAAUCGUCCUUGUCGCUCUCGGACCAGGCGGAUGUGCCGCGCCCCUCCCCCAAGCUCAUGCCCAUGCCGCCGGCUCUGGAGAUCAAUAAACCGAUGCCGAAACCGUACCUUACGCCCAGCCCGCGCGUGGCUCAGCUAUCUCAACCGUCAUCGAGGGAGGCGUCGCCGAACCCGUCUCACCACCUGAGUGUGGGCAACGGUAACGGGAAUGUCAAUAGCGGUGGAGGAAGCAGAGGCGGUCAUCAGCGGAAUGGAGGCGGAUCGGGCGGAUUUGUAGUGCGCAGUGCGCAGAGCUCGCGGAGUAACGUGUCGAUCGAGAGUCAGCGCGGUGCUGGCUCGCCCAAGGUGGAUAGCUCGAGGGCGGCGAGUCCGCUCGGCGAGGAGAGGGAGGAGGUGAUUUAUUCUCCGGUCGGUCUGGCGGGACUGGGACCUCCAAACGGAGGGGACUACUUUGGCUUGAAGACCAAUACGGCGGUAUUGCCAUCCUCGGGCAGCCUUGCCUCGCCAUCGGUCGUAUCAGAGCGAAACGCCAGUGUUCCCGUUGCUACCCCUUCCCACCAGUCCAAGCCGUUCAUCAAAGACAGCUCGCCCGUCAAACUCGACGACGGGCCGGGGCUACACGAUCUCAUCCUCCCCCCUCGGCCCUCCGAGCUGCCCGAUGCGCCGCCACAUCCGCAAUCUCCCCUCCCCCGCUCGACAUCAGGCCAGGUCUCCCCCAUUGCUCGGCCCACCGACUUCUCUCGCCGGAUAUCCAGCUUCCUCGCUCCCUCCCCGACCGCCACCACUGGCGGAAUAUUCGCGAAAGCGCAAGAAGAUGCGAAGGAGGAUGGUUUCGACCCUGCGCUGGUCGUCCAGUCACUGGCGGCAUUCACGGACGAGCCUGCCCCGCUGCCUCGAACUGGACGGCCGAGUCUGCAGGACCGGCUCGGCAAGGCUGCGGGGCUGGUCAAGCCUGCUGGCGGGAUGGAGCAGGAGGAUCGCGCAAAGGGCGUCAAGUCGCCAGAGAGCGAUACGACCGUCACUGCUUCUUCUGAUCUCAAUCGGCCAACGAGCAGCUUUAUCAAGCCGAGUGGUAAUGCGAAGGCAAAGAAGGCAAAGGCAAGAACGGCUACAGCUGCGCGCGGAAGAACGGGGAAGAAGGACGGGUGGUCAUCCAGCGAGUCGGACGAGGAUGAGGAAGAAGAGGAGGAUGGAGAGGAGGACGAUAAGACUGUCGAGGGGGCGCAUUCGUCGAUCAAAGUGGCUGGAGUGCGAUCGCCGACUUCUCCCGCUCUCGCUCACGCGGCACUCCCCACUCCUACCUCGACCCUCCCCGCCUCAUCCGCAGCGGGCGCGUCGCUGCCGGCCCUACCUGCCAUCACCUCCCAGCCGAAGCCGGUCGACCUGGCCUCAGAGGCCGACUCGGACUCGUCAAGCGAGGAGGAGACACUCGCUACUGUGCGCGCGAGAGCUUCUCGGUCCGCCCUCAACGCGGACUAUCGCGCUGGAGCGCAAGCCGCACCAGCGCCUGGUCCACCUCAGGGAUCAAGAGGUGUUCGAUCGCCCAGCAGCCCUAAUCUCAGUCUGCCGCCCCCGUCGAGCUUUACAAAAUCCCACUCUUCAUAUCGGAUCGUCACGCCUACACCUACGCGCUCUAGCCCACUCUCGCCUAAGAAGACCGGUAAGCCCCUCGAGCUCGGAUCGGGGCAGCCUAAAAAGACACUCUCGCCACCGCCUCUGGGCCCGCCGUCGCGCAGGAGCCCGCUUAGCCAGUCUUUGUCGUCUACCCAGCUCAAGCGGGAUGCGGAGGCCGAGACGGACGAGGAUGGGCAUGGGGAGCUGUCGCCUCCUCGGUCGAGUACGACGGCGUCAGCGUCAGCUUCCGCUUCGGCUGUACGCACCGCUUCGCCCGCGUCGAGUCAGAGCGGGUUGACGGGGGAUAGCAUGCUCCAGCCUGUCACGCCGAGGGAGAGCUCGGUAGGGCCGUCGAUCAAAGGGAAGGAGAGGAUGGGCUCGAAAGGUCAAGACCGGAACACGGGUCAUGGGCGUACCACUAGCCGGGACUCGUCUCAACCUUCAAACGGACCGAUCAGCUCAAGCACGUCCAUGGCGUCCAUGUCGCCAUCGACAGAAGAGCGGCAGCGGCGAUUCUCGCAAACGUCCAUGCCGACUCUGGCACCUCAGCUAGCACCUGCCGCCCAGGCAUACCCGCCCAAUAUGGACCCGGCUAUGAUACGGUGA
This is a messenger RNA of Dioszegia hungarica, 4059 nucleotides long. RefSeq lists its product as uncharacterized. Bases 1 to 4059 code for a protein of 1352 amino acids. The record is from RefSeq and is a predicted model, not a curated record. The transcript is spliced from 3 exons. Lineage: Eukaryota; Fungi; Basidiomycota; Tremellomycetes; Tremellales; Bulleribasidiaceae.